This is a messenger RNA of Meriones unguiculatus (Mongolian gerbil), 903 nucleotides long. RefSeq names its product retinal G protein coupled receptor (gene Rgr). The record is from RefSeq and is a predicted model, not a curated record. Lineage: Eukaryota; Metazoa; Chordata; Mammalia; Rodentia; Muridae. Gene Ontology annotation, biological process: visual perception; G protein-coupled receptor signaling pathway; phototransduction. Bases 1 to 903 code for a protein of 300 amino acids. Gene Ontology annotation, molecular function: G protein-coupled receptor activity. The transcript is spliced from 7 exons. Gene Ontology annotation, cellular component: membrane.
AUGGCAGCAAACAGGGCCCUGCCUGAUGGCUUUGGGGAACUCGAGGUGCUGGCUGUGGGAACAGUGCUGCUGAUAGAAGCGAUCUCUGGCCUCAGCCUCAAUGGCCUGACCAUCUUCUCUUUCUGCAAGACUCCAGAUCUACGGACUCCCAUCAACCUGCUGGUACUAAGCCUAGCACUGGCAGACACUGGGAUCAGCCUGAAUGCCCUUGUCUCAGCUGUAUCCAGCCUCCUCCGGUUCAUGAUAUCCAUUGCUUUCCACAGGCGCUGGCCAUACGGUUCAGAGGGCUGCCAGGCUCAUGGUUUCCAGGGAUUUGCAACUGCCCUGGCCAGCAUCUGUGGCACUGCAGCCCUUGCCUGGGGUCGCUACCAUCACUACUGUACCCGUAGGCAGUUGACAUGGGACACGGCCAUUCCUCUGGCGCUGUUUGUGUGGCUAUCAUCUGCCUUCUGGGCAUCCCUGCCCCUGCUGGGCUGGGGCCAUUAUGACUAUGAGCCCUUGGGGACAUGCUGCACACUGGAUUAUUCUAGGGGUGACAGAAACUUCAUCAGUUUCUUCUUCAUCAUGGCCUUUUUCAACUUCCUUGUUCCUCUCUUCAUCACAAUCAUUUCCUACCAGCUCAUGGAACAGAAAUUCUCCAGGAGUGGCCAUCUCCAGGUGAACACCACUCUGCCAGGCAGGAUGCUGCUGCUGGGCUGGGGCCCCUAUGCCCUCCUGUACCUAUAUGCAACCAUCGCAGAUGUGAACUUCAUCUCUCCCAAGUUACAGAUGGUGCCUGCCCUCAUUGCCAAGACCAUGCCCACAAUCAAUGUCAUCAACUAUGCCUUGCACAGCGAGCUGGUCUGUAGAGGAAUCUGGCAGUGCCUGUCUCCACAGAAAGGCAAGCAGGACAGGACCCAGUGA